Penicilliopsis zonata CBS 506.65 is the source of this 2026-nucleotide messenger RNA. RefSeq lists its product as hypothetical. Lineage: Eukaryota; Fungi; Ascomycota; Eurotiomycetes; Eurotiales; Aspergillaceae. The record is from RefSeq and is a predicted model, not a curated record. Gene Ontology annotation, biological process: protein phosphorylation. The transcript has 2 exons. Gene Ontology annotation, molecular function: ATP binding; protein serine/threonine kinase activity. Bases 117 to 1853 code for a protein of 578 amino acids.
UGAGCGGUAUUAGUUUUGCUGAGACAACCAGCGACCUCUCAGUUGUUUCCUGGCCUUCCGAAGUUUUCUUUCCCCUGGUUUUUAUCCGCCAAUCCUCGCAGUUUCAUUACAUAACCAUGGACUCCGCGUCGUCUACCGUUCAUGACGAUCUCUCCGUCGGAGACGUCUUCAGCCCGCAAGCCGACCAGACCCACUUCCGCUCGGAGUUCGGUUUAGUGAACAAGAAUAAUUCUCAUACCCUGAAUGAGGACGUGCACGCUGUGCCCAGAGACGAUUUUAGAGAAAAUGGCUUCCGUCAGGUUGAACCCACCCCUGUGAGCCAUCUAGCUGAAAAGGCGCAGCGGCGCAGGAAGAAGAAGAAGCAGCAGCAGCAAGGUUUUGGCCAGAUCGCCCCUGCACUCUCGACUGUUCGUGGAUUCACGCCCAUGGCAUCUGGCGACGAAGAUUCAGAUCUUUCUGCUACGAAUUCCAGAGCCCUCAAUAGUCCUGUCGUUCAGCCCUCGUCGACAAGUGGAGUCAGUGCUUUGAAGCUGCAAAUUGAAGCUCUUAGUUUGUCAGGCGAACGUCCCACCAGUAGCCAGCACUCCGAGACCCACAGCAAUGCAAGUGUCUGCUCAGACAGUGACCAGACGGAAGUUCUCACCUGCUACGAGGUGCCUUUAGAUCACGAUUUUGUCAGCACCGAGGCUGCUGCGCAGGAGGAUUCUAACAAUGGCCCAAAUACAACCGACAUUCGUGCCCAGCUGUGCAGAAAGAUGACCACGGACGACUUCGAGCCGCUUCUCUGCCUCGGAAAGGGCUCCUUUGGCACGGUUCUCCUUGUGCGUCACGUAUUGACAGGCAAACUCUAUGCCCAGAAACAAUUCCGGAAGGCGUCAAUUACCGUGCACAAGAAGCUGGUGGAACAGACCAAGACCGAACGUAUGAUCCUGGAAAGUGUCAAUCGCCACCCUUUCGUGGUCAAGUUGUUCUACGCCUUCCAGGAUCAUGAAAAGCUGUACUUGAUCUUGGAGUACGCCCAGGGCGGUGAAUUGUUCCACCAUCUCGCCAUAGAGCGCAUGUUCGACGAAGACGCCGCGGCGUUCUACAUGGCUGAAAUGGUCCUCGCCCUUGAGCAUCUGCACCAGAACGUCGGUGUCAUAUAUCGUGAUCUCAAGCCCGAGAACUGCCUGCUUGACCAUGAAGGGCACUUGCUGCUCACGGAUUUUGGCCUCAGUAAGAUCGCCGUUGAUGAUGCGGACCGCUGCAACUCCACCCUCGGCACGAUCGAAUACAUGGCUCCCGAAGUCGUCCAGGGGAAACUGUAUGGUAAGGCAUGUGAUUGGUGGUCGCUGGGCGCCCUCGGAUACGAUCUUCUUACCGGGUCACCGCCAUUCAAGGCCAACAACCACGCCAAGCUGCAAGAGAAGAUAGUCAAGCAGAAGCUCGUGCUCCCUUACUACCUCGGACCCGACGCCAAGGAUCUCCUGACUCGCCUGCUCCGCAAGGAACCCUCUAAGCGGCUCGGCUACCACAUGCCCAAGGACUUGCAGACCAUCAAACAGCACCGAUUUUUCCGGAAGAUCGACUGGAAGGCUCUGGAACGGCGGGAGCUCACCCCCCCGAUCCAGCCGGUCGUUACCGACCCCGCUCUAGCCGAGAACUUCUCUGUCGACUUCACUCACCUGCCUCUGAGCCCGCUCAUUGCCAGCGCCGGGUUUGAAGAAUCUUAUGGUCGCAGCAUGGCUCCCCGCGCAUCGUCUGCCGGUCUUGAUGGCCUGCCCGGCGAGACGGAUCCGUUUGGGGGCUUCAGCUUCGUAGCGUCAAGCAGCCUGCUGAACAAUGGACUGGGCGCGAUGAUGGCGGGAAUGUAGCGGAUUGUUGUAUUGACUAUGCUUUUUUCUGUCGGCUGCUAGACUUGCCUUGAUCAAUUUUCUUUUAUGUCCUUAAGUCAUUGAUAGAACUCGAGUCAUCUCAUUUACCUCAGUGUUUGAGAAUCAACGCUCCUGUUGAUUUGUCCCCCGCCCGCCACAUCUUGCUUGGGUUU